AUGGGGGGUGGGGGUCUUCAUGCACGGAUUGGGAAGCCAGACCUCUAUGGAGGGAAGGGAAGGCGAGGGGAGGGCAGAGCCAGGUGGAACACGUGCACCUGUGCCAAGGAGGGCGGGUGGGCAGAGUGGAAGGAGAGGCAAGGGAGAUACAGCGUACGUGAUAUAGGGGAAUGGUGAAAAGAGUUCAAGGGAUACUUCCUCAGAUACAAGGUCUGGCUUGCGAAAUUGUGCUUUAAUAUGUGUGUUUGUCUUUAUUGCGGAGUUCUUUGUUGUGAAGGUGGGGGGCAAGCAGGGGAGGCCUGUCUUUCAAAGUGAAGUGUAGGGGAAGCACGUUCAGUGCUCAAGGGUGAAGGCAGAAGAGUGUGAACUGCUUUCAAGCAUGCCAGUAGAGAACUGGGGUGUCUGCCUUUCUCAAUACUGUAAAAACAAUAGGUGUGGGGGAAGGGAGGAAUCCACCUAUUCUCAAUGGAGUGAGCUGUCAGUAAGGAGGCCUUGUAAUGGGGAAACUGAAGUGAGAGGUGAAAGGUGUAAGUCUUAAAGCACAAUGAACAAAUUUUCUGUAACCUUUCUAUUUAUACUUUUUUAAGCCUGAGUUUCCAGAGAUUUGAAAGGACCCUCUUUUACAGGACUUGAUACAUGCUGAAGCAAGCCUGACUGGAUGCAGUACUAGGGCUGGAAGCCCAUCUGGGGCUGCCUGUUGGUUUUAGAUCUGGAAGGGUUGCUUGCAGAUCAGUUGACUGGCUAUUUCUUCUAAGACCAGUGUGCCCCAGGAAUUAAGCGUCAAAGUUGCAAGUGGAACACAUGAAAACUAAGGGACUAAGGCUUGCACUCACUUUGUCUCCCAGUACCUCAUGCAUCUAGCACCAGGAACCACUGUAAGAACUCGCAGCACUUCCAAGCGGCCUGGAUAGCCUGGGAGACUUCUUUCACGAUGGCAGAAUCCGCCGAAGAGACACUGCUCUAUGUGGAACAUCGCUAUGUCUGCUCGGAGUGCAGCCAGCAGUUCAGCACCUUGGAGGAAGCCCUGGUGCACCAGCAGAGCCACAUGUGCUCCCAGGAGCAGCAGUAUGAAGUCGUCGGGCUGGCGGAAGCCGGGCUGGUGGCAGCUGGGGAGACUGGUCUCUACCAGACCGUGACUGUGCAGGAGAGCCAGUACCAGUGUUUGGAGUGUGGGCAGAUCCUCAUGUCCCCAAGCCAGUUGCUGGAACACCAGGAGAUGCACCUUAAGCUGGUGACCCAGGAGCCGGAGCCCUUGGUGAAGCCGCUGAGCUCCAGUCAAAUUCACUACGAGUGCACAGAGUGCAAGGCGCUGUUCACCAGCCAGGACGUGUGGCUCGCCCAUCGUCAGACCCACCGCAAGCCGCCGGAGCCACCCGCUCCUCCCCCGCAGAGUCGGGCGCUGGUGAAUCUGGAGCAUUCCUACCGGAAGCCAGUGGAUGGGGCAGAUCCCAGCGGAACGGUGCAGUUGCUGCUCUACGAGUGCGGGGAGUGCCUCCAGUUGUUUCAGUCGACCACAGACUUCCUGGAGCACCAGGCCACACACCAGGUGGUGCAGCCCCCGCCAGCGACCCGAGCCAGGGAGAUGCCUGCCCCGUGCCCCGCAGAGCCAAAGGAGCUGGCGCUGCCCAGCUUAGUGGCCGUCCAUAAUGGCGCCGUGCCCCCACCGGCCCCCACCAGCGUGACGGCCACGGACCACAGCUACGAACUGAAGAACAACCCGGUGGAGCAAGCGCCCCGCAAGGCCAAGCCAGCCACCAAGGAGCACGUCUGCACGGAGUGUGAGCAGGUUUUCCCGUCGGCCCACAAGCUGCAGCUGCACAUGCGGAGCCACCGGCAGGGGGCUUUCAAGUGCCCCCUGUGCAGCAAGGUGCUGCCUUCGCCGGCUAUGCUGGAGAAGCAUCGGGAGGAGCACAGCGGGGAGUCCCGCUUCCUGUGCGUGGACUGCGGGCUUGGCUUCGGCACCGAGGCGGUGCUCCUGUCCCACCGCCGCACGCACUCCUCGAACCCCUUGUACCGCUGCACUUGCGGGAAGACCUUCAUCAACAUGACCAAGUUCCUCUACCAUCGGCGCUCCCACAGCGCCAAUUCGGCCCAGGCCCACGACCUGCCCGCGUCUCCUCCCGAGGACCAGCCUCUGGAGGAGGAGCCCCCCGAAGCGCCGGAGCAGCCGGAGGAGCAGCAGGAAGUGGUGCCCCUGGCCAUCAUCUGCUCCGUGGACAACGCGGCCAUCUCGGUGGACGGCGGCCCCCAGGAGCAAGCCCCCGAUGAGUUCCAGUGCCAGAUGUGCAACAAGACCUUUCCCAAGCAGACGCAGCUGUCCCGCCACCAGCGCUUCGCUCACAAGAUGGAGCGCCGCCACAAAUGCCUGACGUGCGGCAAGAUGUUCAAGAAGAAGUCCCACAUGCGCAACCACCUCUUGACCCACACUGGGGAGAGGCCCUACCACUGCAAGGAGUGCGGCAAGAGCUUCAACUCGCCAGCCAACCUGCAGCGCCACCGCCUGACGCACACCGGCGAGCGCCCCUACCGCUGCGACAUCUGCCAGAAGUGCUUCACGCAGUCUUCCACCCUGCAGCAGCACCUCCUGGUGCACAGCCGCCACUAUCCGUACAAAUGCCUGGAAUGCGGCAGCGUCUUCCACCGGCCUUACCGCCUGCUCAUGCACCGCUACCACCACACCGGGGAGUACCCCUACAAGUGCCAGACCUGCGGGCGCUCCUUCUUGCUUCGCCGCCUGCUGGAGGUCCACCAGCUGAGCCACACCGGGCAGCAGCCCCACCGCUGCACCACUGGCUGCGGCGCAGCCUUCGUCACAGCCGAGCAGCUGAAGGAGCACAAGUGCGGGAAGAUGAGCCGCCACUUCGAGUGCUCCGUCUGUGGCAAGAAGGUGGGCUCCACCGUGCAGCUUCGAGCCCACGAGCAGCUGCACGGGGACAUCCAGGUUCCUGAAGGGGUGGAGGAGGAGCCCCCCGUGCUCGAGCCGCCCCCGCCCCGGCCGCGCCGCCCCACCUGCCCCAAGACCUUUGAGUGCAACGACUGCAAGAAACUGUUCAGCACGGAGACGUCGCUGCAGGUCCACCGCCGCAUCCACACUGGGGAGCGCCCCUAUCCGUGCCCGGAUUGCGGGAAGGCCUUCCGGCAGUCCACCCACCUCAAGGAUCACCGGCGCCUCCACACUGGGGAGAAGCCUUUUAAGUGUGACGAGUGUGGGAAAGCGUUCACGAUUGCAGUGCGGCUGGCCGAGCACAAGCGGAUCCACACGGGGGAGCGCCCGUACCACUGCGAUGCCUGUGGCAAGGCGUACCGGUCCUUCUCCAACCUCUGGAAGCAUCGCAAAAUGCACCAGCAGCAGCGCCUGCAGCACGAGCAAGAGGUCAUGGCAGAGGCUGUGGCUGCGGCUGCAGCGGCGGCAGCGGCAGCGGCGGCAGCUACGUCUUCAGCUUCCGCAGCGUCUAGUGAGCAGGUCUAUGGCAACACCGUGACCAUUAUGGAGACGAUCCCAGUGGUGGAGACCAUUGAAAUCUAUCCAACCGAUGGGGGUGUUCACUUCGAGAACAUCCAGGUGGAGAAUGUUCAGAUUGGGGAAGUUUGAGUCGGGCUGGGGGGAGUGAGGAGGGGCAGCUGGUAACGCUAUGUGGACUGGGAGCUGCUACUCUCUGGCUCCCCCUCAUGAGGCCUUGGUGUAGCUGCAGCAACUCCUGCUCCCCAGCUUUUAUCGAUAUGCUCUGGUGUCCACCUCUUGGCCAUUUCUGGAAUGUGGUUGCAUCAUUUUUUUCUUCCCCGGUUCUGCGAUGAACCGGGGGCCAUCUCCUCUGCACACACGCACACUGCUUAACCAGAGCAGCAAGGCCAACCGCUUGGGCACUCCACAAUCAUGGGCUCCUAUCCUCCAUCUUCCACGGGGUUGCCUGUAACUUUCAACUGAGCGGUAUAGAACUUGGCUCUUGCCAUGCGGGCAGCCCCACAAUCCCAGGAUUGCCCAAUAGCAGCCAUCUCAGCGGCUAAGCACCCUUUAAUGCUAAAUGGUUUUUUGUUUCCCUUCCCUUCCCUGCUAGGGUUCAGCCUGGAUUGUAAAUACCUCUUGACUGGGUUUCUGCGCUUCACUGUGGGAUUCUCCUCCUGUUCGCUGUUGCUCUCCAUCACUCAGAUACUAUCCCCUGUGACACAUAACAUCUUUUUCUUUGGUUUCUUGCUAACUGGAUUCAUCCCAAUGGCUGUGGGAGCAUUUUGUUAUUUCGUAUUAAAAUUAAACAGAAAUCAGAGUGCUCAAGA
Molecule: messenger RNA, 4272 nt
Organism: Varanus komodoensis (Komodo dragon)
Lineage: Eukaryota; Metazoa; Chordata; Lepidosauria; Squamata; Varanidae
Gene: ZNF574
Product: zinc finger protein 574
Exons: 3
Coding region: 932-3592 (886 amino acids)
Biological process (GO): regulation of transcription by RNA polymerase II
Cellular component (GO): nucleus
Molecular function (GO): DNA-binding transcription factor activity, RNA polymerase II-specific; RNA polymerase II transcription regulatory region sequence-specific DNA binding
Source: RefSeq, a predicted model, not a curated record